GGAAUUCAUUCGACUCCAGAGCCUCUGCGACUUCAAGAUCUCCCAAUCCAUUGUGUACGUGCCCAGAUGUUCCUCAACAACCAAAGAAUGGGAUAUGGCGGCCGAAAGAAAAAACUGUUCAUCUAUUAAAUCUGAAUCGUCCCAGACUCUCGCUUACCAUUGUUUGGUAAAUGAGUUUAGAAAUGCAACAUUAGAAGUAUGUGCCCCGUCCUGGUAUCUUCAAGGGUUCUGUCCUAUUUAUGAUACGUUUGAGCACAAGGUAAAAGACGACAGAAAGAUCGAUUGCACAAAGAUUCUUCAUCCCUGUCCGUCCAGAUUUAUUUCUACCGAAAGUUAUAAAUAUGCAUACUGUUAUAAUAUAAAUAAGUCGUCCACGAAGUCUGUAGAAAGUCCCUCCAACAACAGUAGCCCAUCUGACGAUAACAGGGUAGCUAUCGGAGUGGGAGUAGGUGUCGGUGUUCUAUUCCUGGUGGUUGUAGUAGUAGUAGUUGUUGUUGUACUUUAUGUCAGGCAUAGAAAAAAGACAAACAAGGAAACUCCACAGACUGCCAACACACACUCGCGGGAAUGUCAUUUUGACAGUAACACAAGCAAUGAAAAUGACACGGUUUGUCCUCAAGGGAAGGACAGGGAGGAAACAAAAUGGCUAUUGAGAGAGCCAGACCCGGAAGCAUCAGGACGACUUGAAAGACAAAGUCCCGAAAACGCGCCACCAGAGAAAACGACAUUCCAUGAAAGCCAAGCCAACACACGCUCGGGGGAAUGUCAUUUUGACAGUAACACAAGCAAUGAAAAUGACACGGUUUGUCCUCAAGGGAAGGACAGGGAGGAAACAAAACGGCUAUUGAGAGAGCCAGACCCGGAAGCAUCAGGACGACUAGAAAGACAAAGUCCCGAAAACGCGCCACCAGAGAAAACGACAUUCCAUGAACGCCAAGCCAACACACGCUCGGGGGAAUGUCAUUUUGACAGUAACACAAGCAAUGAAAAUGACACGGUUUGUCCUCAAGGGAAGGACAGGGAGGAAACAAAACGGCUAUUGAGAGAGCCAGACCCGGAAGCAUCAGGACGACUUGAAAGACAAAGUCCCGAAAACGCGCCACCAGAGAAAACGACAUUCCAUGAACGCCAAGAAGAGGUAAGCAGUGCUGGUGAUCUGGAUUUGGAUUUAGACACAGAUGGACCAGUAAAUAAUGACGUUCUCCAUCUAAUAGACCCAAACCAUGGCGUCUCAACUCACUAUGUACAAAAUGAAGUCGGCACGAGGCCCGACCCAUUAAAGAGACUCUCACAGAGAGAAAGUGAAAACACACAUCACCCGGGCCUAGUUAUCAGAUCCCUAGAGCCGGAGUUUACUGAUUUAGAAGUGGAUGUUUGGGAUCAUGGGACAGGUGAUACACCAAAAGAGAAAGCCAAAGCAUACACAACCAAACACGACACUGCUUGCUACAUCCCACCCCAACAAGGCACUCAAAGUAACGACAAUCGCGUCAAUAAUGGACAAGUCCCAUAUCAAGAUUUCCCCGGAGUUAUAUCUAUUAGAAAAGAGAAAAGACAGGCGAAAAACCUGGGACAUACAGUACCAUUAGACAAUAUAAACACAUACCCUAAAAUGAAUACCAAAUCUGAGUCCUUUCCUGAAAGACUAUCCAACAUCAAAAACCAACAUGAUAAGAUUGAAGGAAGGUUAAAGGAUCUUCAGAAAUUCCAGAGUGGACUACAAGGUAAAAUGCAAUUCAUGGAACUGACCGUCAAUUGUUUGGAAAGGAUAAUGAGUGAACUGGAAAAAGAUAGUGGUUUUUGUGUGUCGAGACUUCAUCAGACCAGUGGUAAUGGAAACCUGAAAGAACGCGUCACUGAACUGCAGAACAGGGUAUCAAAGAUAAUCAACAGAGUAGAAAGAGUAGAACCCCACAUAUUGUCAUCUACCCUACCAAAUAGCCAAUUAACGCUUCUGGAAUCUCAAGUGUCAGAUGAUAGCGGGAACUAUGACACGACAGAAUGCUGCAGGUCCUUGUCUGAAGAUCAAAGAAAUAAAGACGAUGAGGGCAAUCUACCAGAUGCAAUGGAGAGACUUGAAGAUACACUACAGAAAAUUGAAGAAAGAUUGUAUGCCUUGAACGAAUCUGAAUUGGGUAUUGAUGGAAUUAUAAAAACACUUAGAGAGAAAAUUCGGUGUACUGACAAUGUGAUGAAGCUGGCAGAGAACAAAUGUGGAUUAUCGGAAGACAUGAUACAACUGACUCCCACUACAACCGCUACUCCAGAUCAACUAGACAAUCUUGACAGAAUAUUGUUAAGUUGUUCUAAACGGCUAUUUACUCUGGAACCACUGUUGUUACAAUAAAUUAUAAGCAUUUGAGUAAA
Ostrea edulis (European flat oyster) is the source of this 2367-nucleotide messenger RNA. RefSeq lists its product as uncharacterized. The record is from RefSeq and is a predicted model, not a curated record. Bases 95 to 2347 code for a protein of 750 amino acids. The transcript has 18 exons. Lineage: Eukaryota; Metazoa; Mollusca; Bivalvia; Ostreida; Ostreidae.